AUGUCACAUACUUUUUAUUUCAAGAUUACAAAUAAUACUGCUGCUCAGGACUUACUUUCAAUCGGUUCAGCACUUAAAAGAUGGCAAAUAUACGACAAGGAAACUUCAUUGUCUUUUCUCUACUCCGAGAUUGAAGAAUGUUGGUUAAUACGGGUGAACAGCGGUUGUUGCAAGAUAAAUAACCAUACAGUCCAUUCCACUUCAGAAAAUGCCAUCGUUGUGGAGAGAAGCGUCGAUGUUGUUUUAAACGGUAACUCUUUUACAUUUCACAAUCAAAGAAACGCAAAAGGAAUCUCAAAGAUACUUGUACAUAGCUUAUUAAAGAGAAAGAAUUUAAAACUUAAAACAGAAAACGUACUGCAAAUAAUUCACGAUAACUGUGAAUAUUACCAAGAUUUCUACUUUGUCUUGGAUGCAAUUAGAAAGAAUAGAAUGUUUAAGUAUCGUUGUGGGGAAAUAACCUUGGAUAUUGAACGUCUUUACACCGAUCUGGCUAUGAAUCGCUCACCCAUCAUGGAAUCUUUGAAAUAUGAAAUAGACUAUGGGUUUUCAAAGGAUAAGCUUAAGUCUUUCAAUAUUUCAAGAAUCUGGAAUGGUUUAGAGUUUAAUAAGAUAGACACGAUUAGAAAGAAUCACACUGUAAAAUGGCCUUCUCAUAGAUAUUUACUCUAUCUGCUUGGAUCCUGUUCUGAUUCUGAGAGUCUUAGUCCUAGCAAGGAGUUUCUACCCAGUCCACGAUCGUCCUGUCGUUACAUAAAUUCAUAUCAGAUAAAAGGGACACCAGAAAUCAAUGAUAGUAAAUUUAGGGGGCAAUAUUCAAUUCAAGAUAAUGAAUUUGGGUCGAUUAGGGGAAAUGCUAUUGAGAAUUCAUACGACGAGACUUCAUCCCAUCACAGUCUGAAUUACGAUUUUACAAGCUUUGAAAAUAGCUACGAUGAGAAUGAAUUAAGCAUAAUGGAAAAAAGAAAACAGGUGAAUGAUGUUGAAAAGAGACACAAAUAUCGUUUUAAACUCAAUCUACAGCCCGUUGUUGAAAACAUAAACACUUUCAGUGAUUCAUCAGAGCACUCAACCAUUACUCAUAUUAGCGAUUUGACUCCAGAAACAAAGUAUCAACUUAGAGAUCUGUCACGUGGAAGUGCGUCUUGCAUUGAGGAUGGUUUUUUGUGUGAGAAAAAUACAACAGCUUAUUCGUAUGUUCCUACCGUUAAAGAGAGGAAGGGACACAAGCACAGUAGCGUUUCAAGAUAUAACAACUUCCAUAAAACAAGAAAGUUUUAG
This is a messenger RNA of Vittaforma corneae ATCC 50505, 1281 nucleotides long. RefSeq lists its product as uncharacterized. Lineage: Eukaryota; Fungi; Microsporidia; Nosematidae. Bases 1 to 1281 code for a protein of 426 amino acids. The transcript has a single exon. The record is from RefSeq and is a predicted model, not a curated record.